Molecule: messenger RNA, 524 nt
Organism: Mugil cephalus (flathead mullet)
Lineage: Eukaryota; Metazoa; Chordata; Actinopteri; Mugiliformes; Mugilidae
Gene: ndufb4
Product: NADH:ubiquinone oxidoreductase subunit B4
Exons: 3
Coding region: 44-427 (127 amino acids)
Cellular component (GO): mitochondrion
Source: RefSeq, a predicted model, not a curated record
UCACGAAUUCGCGUUUGCAGCCUUCGUACGUCAUCAAACAAUCAUGGCGGACUACCGAGAGGCGCCCUUGGCCACUCGGCCGAAAACAUUGGAUCCUAACGAAUAUUUCAACCUUUCGCCCGAAUAUAGGCGCGCCGAAGAGGCCAGGGCUGCUUUACGGGCAAACCUGAAGAGACAGUAUCUGCAGCAACUCAAUAACCCGCACAGGAAAGAGCUCAUUGACGACCCUGCGCUGACGAGAUGGGUGUAUGCACGAGCCAACACCUACCCACACUUCAAGCCCACAUUCAAGACGUCCCUGUUGGGUGCAGUCUUUGGAGUUGCGCCCCUCUUCAUCCUCUAUUUUGUCUUCAAGACAGACAGGGAUAGGAAGGAAGAGAGGAUCAAGGCUGGAAUUGAUGAGCGGAAGUUCUCGUUGUCAUAUUGAGGUCGUGCGUACGAAGACCUUCCUAUGUGUUGUUGCAUCUGCAGAAGAUGUCAGUGUGUGUAAUUAUUAACAGAAUAAAAUUAUAUUGUCAAAACCA